This is a messenger RNA of Leptomonas pyrrhocoris, 1103 nucleotides long. RefSeq lists its product as hypothetical. The record is from RefSeq and is a predicted model, not a curated record. The transcript has a single exon. Gene Ontology annotation, molecular function: protein binding. Gene Ontology annotation, biological process: protein ubiquitination. Bases 69 to 1103 code for a protein of 344 amino acids. Lineage: Eukaryota; Euglenozoa; Kinetoplastea; Trypanosomatida; Trypanosomatidae.
AGCUCUUUCUCUUUCUCUCUCUCUCACUCCCUGUGCUUACUUAAAAAAAGGCACCUACAUUUGUCUCAAUGAUGAGCUCUGCGUCCGCAUACGGGCUGGACUUGCAAGCCAGGUCGUUAUGUCCACUGUACCAUUCUUCCCUAAAUUCACAGGAAUGCCACCGCUUUCUCAUUGGUACUGCAAGCGCAUCUACUGAAAACAAAAUACACCUUCUCGAGUAUCAAGACGACACUAAAUCGCUCGAGUGCGCCACGGUGUGGUCGCAUAAUGAGCCCAUUUCAGGUUUAUGGUGCUCUCCGUCGCUGGCGUCCGAAGGUCUCCUGGCGGUUUCAGGGGUCCAAAAGUUGGAAAUUCUCCGUCUUUCUGAGGACCUGGUGAAUGAACCCAAAUGUGUUCUGGCAUUGAAAAAAACUUACAACCGUGUCUUGUGGGACCUUGAUGGACUACAAAAUGAGUUCAAAGCAGUCCAGCAAAGCGUGAUUAGUACAAUCUCUCUCGACUCAUCGAAGCUAGGAAACGAGGUCGUUAACUUUACAGCAAAAAACGGACACAUACGCUGCGCUGCCUUGGCUCCUUAUGACCCUACGCUGUGCCUUCUCUCGUGCGACAAAGACGGCUUGCAGCUGGUUGACUUCCGAACGAAGAAGUCGUCGUCGUUUUCGAACAUUAAAAAUUGUCACGGUUUUGGCUACACAACUGCUCUGGAUUUCGACCGCGCCAAACCUGGUCAAUUCAUGUCUGCUGGCACAGACGGCUAUGUCUAUGUGCACGAUAUCCGUUAUAACACCUCGUGCUCAGUUGCUACCAUCCGUGCUCUGAAGGCACACGAACAUACAAUUCACGGGUGCUUGUUUAACCCUUUCCACGAUGAGUUGGUGCUGUCGUGCAGUUCUGAUGAAACUCUCAAGCUUUGGGAUAUGGAGCAAGACGGCGAAGCCAAAUGCCUCCGCCACCUGGCAGACUAUGGUGACAGUGUGGUAGCCCUUUGCUGGAGCAGCACUAGUCCCUGGGUUUUUGCAGGUUUAUCCUACAACGGAAAACUACUGGUCGACACUGUACCAAAUGAAAAGAAGAUGAGCAUUCUUCUUGACGAGAGAAAAUAA